Messenger RNA from Diplodia corticola, 1308 nucleotides. Its product is annotated as protein phosphatase type 1 complex subunit hex2. Bases 1 to 1308 code for a protein of 435 amino acids. The record is from RefSeq and is a predicted model, not a curated record. Gene Ontology annotation, biological process: protein catabolic process in the vacuole; cellular response to glucose starvation. Lineage: Eukaryota; Fungi; Ascomycota; Dothideomycetes; Botryosphaeriales; Botryosphaeriaceae. The transcript is spliced from 2 exons.
AUGGACAAUCUCGGCCUUAUCUCAGGCUCCCAUCCCUCGUCACGUUUCUCUUUGGACGAGUUAAGGCGAUCGCUGUUCGACGACCUGCUUGCGACCCCAGCACCCGCCUCAGCACCGACACCCACCCCACCUUCACCUCAACCACCAUCCAUUGCAGACAACCAUGACGACGACCUCACCCCGCCCUCGCCGCCUCCAUUGUUCUCAAGCCCCGAGUCCAUCGCCCCAUGUGCGGUAACAAGUCUCACAAACGGUUCCCCCGCCCCCGCAAAUACCCAUGACACGCGAGACGACCUCUUCCUGCGACGGUCCGACCCGUCCCGCCACGUCGACUACCUCUCGCAAGACUGGCACGAAGACGACAUCUGCUCGUCGUGGCGCCACAUCACCGUGAACCGCCACCAGUACGGCCAAGUAUCGCGGCUGGAGAACGCAUCCUGGCGCGCGUGGGCCAAGUCACGCUUCCAGCUAGCCACCGUCCUGCCCGAGACGCUGAACUGGUUCAAGGAACGCGACAUCACCUGGCUCUACGGCCCGCUACAGCAAUCCACCACCCGCGACUCAGGCACGGGCGCCGCGACGCGCAGGGACGUCCUCGUCCGCGCCGGUGACCCCCUCGUGACCGCCGCCGCCGCAGCAGCACCACGGCCGCGUCCACGCUCCAUCCUCAAAAAAAUGAACGCCCUCGAAACCAUGACGCGCCGCUCCUCCUUCAGCCUCUCCGUCCUCCGCACGCAACACGCCGCCACCGCCGCCGCCGCCGCCGCCGCUCUCCCCCAACAGUCCUCUCCCUCGCAACGACCCGGCGGCCCGCUCGGCCGCAGCCACUCCACCCCGGACUUCCUCCUCCUCCUCGCCUCUUCCUCCUCGCCCAGCAGCAACAGCAGCAACAGCAGCAGCAGCAGCAUCUCCGCAGCACCCGCGAAACCGCCCCGCAAGAGCGAGAAACCGCACAUCCGCUUCAACGAGGUCGUCGAGCAGCGCAUCUCGUUGCGGCGGAAGGACUUGCAGGUCGCGCAGCACGAGCAGCGGAAGAGAGGCCGGGGGCUUGCCGCGCUGGAUGGGGAUGCGGCGAUGCGUGGGGUGGAGGAGGAGGGGUUGGCGGAUGAUGAGGAUGAGGAUGGGGGACGGGAUGAGGGGGUGGUGAUGAAGGGGGCUGGGACUGGGAGGAGGGGAAGGCGGGGCGAGGGGAGGGCGCGGGGGCCGGCGCUGGAGGCGGGGGCUGCGAUGGGGGGGUUGGAGACGAUUAGGAAGUUGCCGGAUGGGUUGUUGAGGACGGUGGGGCGGAAGGGGGCGGGAAGGCGGUGA